Messenger RNA from Owenia fusiformis, 1722 nucleotides. Lineage: Eukaryota; Metazoa; Annelida; Polychaeta; Sabellida; Oweniidae. The record is from the annotation of a GenBank genome assembly.
AUGAAGUACUUUUCGCUUUUUAAUUCUAGAGUUGUUGAUAUCGACACUGAAUCAUUUGAAUAUCUACCUUAUAUCGAGGAAAUUGAUCUUUCAGCCAACAGUUUGCAAAUGGAAAUCGACUAUGGAAAUCUUAUAACUUUACUUUUUAGUUUAACUAAGUUAGAAAUUAUCCGAUUGACUGGUAAUUCACGUAAUUCUAAUUCCACGGAAAACCACGAAGUCUUUCCCGAAAAAAAGGCAAAUCGGACUAUCGAUAUUCCGAGAAAUAUUGAGGAAAUGCAUUUUUCCUUCUCUACACUAAGCAGAGGUCGAUAUAGCUUUUCCUAUGGGUUGAACUUGAACAGGAACAAUUCAAUUCGAGUACUGGAUUUUGCCAGUAUGAAAUUGUUCGGAAAAUUAGGCCCUAUCCAUGGUCUUGUUCAUCUCACAGAUCUUUAUGCAGAUAAUAUGGGUUCUGAAAUAUAUCCCAAUACAAUUUCCUGUCACAACGGAGCGUUUGAAUCCAUUGAGGAAUUGUUGAUUUCAGGCAAUUCCAUGAAUAUGAGAGACCAUACGUUAAAUGCAACGUAUGAGAUGUUUGUUAAUUGCCCCCGACUUCGUAAGAUAGAUUUGUCCUACAAUAAAAUGGCAACGAUGCCUUUCAUUAUGUUCAGGAACUCCAGUCAGCUGAGAACAAUACAUUUGAAUGGAAACAAACUCAAAAAAUUCAACAUUGACCUUGAAUCAGCGUUGCACUUGGAAAGCUUGAACAUUGCUGAUAAUGAGCUCCAAUCUUUACCAGAAAAUAUACAACGAAUCAUUGGGAGGCAGAACAAAGACUCGAACGUCACGGUUCGAGUUGAUCUGCAAGGAAACCCCCUUAUCUGUGGAUGCAACUCGAUUGACUUCAUAGCCUGGAUGCAGGAAAACAGCAAGAACAUAAUGCAGUGGGAGGAAUUACAAUGCACGUACUUCAAUGAUUCCACUGUUAAAAUGCACACCAUUGACUUGGCUGCAUUGAAAUUCUCCUGUUGGAAACCCGUGAUUCUGGCUGGGACUAUUCCGAGUGGAUUCAUGUUGGUGUUUGGGUGCCUAGCGUUCCUGGUAUACAGACGUCGAUAUAAACUACACUAUCUGUACCUCCAGCUAAGAGCCGCUCUGAGGCACCAUGGCAAAGAAAACAACGAGUAUGACUUUGAUGCUUUCAUAAGCUACAAUUCUCUGGAUAAAACAUGGGGGCAGGAGGCAUUGUAUGCGACUCUCGUUGGUGUUCACCAUUACAAAAUAUGCAUUGAUGAUCGCAACUUCAGACCAGGUGCUUAUAUCUCUGAUAUAAUUCUUGACGCCAUCAACCGAAGCAACAAAGUCAUUCUUAUUAUCACCCAGAACUUUCUACGCAGCAAAUGGUGCACUUAUGAAAUGAACAUCGCUAGAGGAGAAUUGGCCAAUAGGGGGCGCGAUUGCUUAGUCCUCAUUCUGAAGGAGCCAAUAAAUGUCAUUCCGAAAGAAUUAAUCACUCCUACAUUGCAAUCUCUUCUGGAUACCCGUGUGUAUCUUGAGUGGAGUGAUUAUGUCGACAGACAAGCCGUGUUCUGGAGGAAGUUAUGCGAUGCCCUUGGAGAGCCUAGACCACAUAUUGAAGAGCAGGGAGGCAGUCAAUACACGAUGCCUCAGAAUGAAGAAGACGAACAGGCAGUAGAGAACUUUUUAAGAGAGAAUACACAGCUGCUGGAUGCGUUUUAA